CAAACUCUUGGAAGAUGCCGGUGGAUAUUCGCCCCUCAUCCCCCUCGUAGGGUUAGGGUUUUCUCUGGCGGUGGGCAGUGUGGCGUCCAGCAGCGGAGCGCGGUCGAGCGGGAUGGCGGACGGCGCUGAGACCGACAAGAACAUCGAGAUAUGGAAGAUCAAAAAGCUGAUCAAGGCGCUGGAAUCCGCGAGGGGCAACGGCACCAGCAUGAUCUCGCUCAUCAUGCCGCCGCGCGACCAGGUCAAUCGCGUCCAGAAGAUGCUUGGCGACGAAUUCGGCACGGCCUCCAACAUCAAGAACCGCGUGAAUCGCCAGUCGGUGCUCGGCGCCAUCACCUCCGCCCAGCAGCGCCUCAAGCUCUACAACAAGGUGCCGCCCAAUGGCCUGGUGCUCUACACGGGCACCAUCGUCACCGAGGACGGCAAGGAGAAGAAGGUGACCAUCGACUUCGAGCCUUUCAAGCCCAUCAACGCGUCGCUCUACCUCUGCGACAACAAGUUCCACACCGAGGCGCUCAACGAGCUCCUGGAGUCCGACGAGAAGUUCGGCUUCAUCAUCAUGGAUGGAAACGGGACCCUCUUUGGCACGCUCAGCGGCAACACUCGCGAGGUUCUCCACAAGUUCACGGUGGAUCUGCCCAAGAAGCACGGCCGUGGAGGGCAGUCGGCGCUGCGUUUCGCGAGGCUCCGGAUGGAGAAGAGGCACAACUACGUGAGGAAGACCGCGGAGCUAGCGACGCAGUUCUUCGUCAACCCGGUGACGAGCCAGCCCAACGUUGCCGGGCUCAUCCUCGCGGGGUCGGCGGACUUCAAGACGGAGCUCGGGCAGUCGGACAUGUUUGAUCCACGGCUCCAGACCAAGGUGCUCAACGUGGUGGACGUUUCCUACGGCGGGGAGAAUGGGUUCAACCAGGCGAUCGAGCUCUCGGCCGAGAUCCUGUCCAACGUCAAGUUCAUCCAGGAGAAGCGGCUGAUUGGCAAGUACUUUGAGGAGAUCAGCCAGGACACGGGCAAGUACGUGUUUGGCAUCGAUGACACGCUCAAGGCGCUGGAGAUGGGGGCGGUGGAGACGCUCAUCGUGUGGGAGGCGCUGGAGGUGAUGCGCUACACGCUCAAGCACUCGGUGAGCGGGGAGAUCAUCAUCAAGCACCUGAGCAAGGAGCACGAGUCGGACCAGUCGCACUUCCGGGACCCGGAGACGCAGGCGGAGCUGGAGGUGCAGGACAAGAUCGCGCUGCUCGAGUGGUUUGCGAACGAGUACCGGCGGUUUGGGUGCACGCUCGAGUUCAUCACCAACAAGUCCCAGGAGGGGUCGCAGUUUUGCCGGGGCUUUGGAGGGAUCGGAGGGAUCUUGCGCUACCAGCUGGACAUGAGGACCUUCGAUGAGAUCUCCGACGACGAGGGCGUGUACGACGACUCGGACUAGGAAUUUGUCUCCGCUCGGCUUCACGGCAGUACGCCAAACUCUGCAUCGUCGACAACACUCAUCCAGGAUGGAUUUGGUCGCGGGAACGUAAUAACCAUGUGAAUUGGAGCUUCUAAAAAUCAAGCAGUCUAGUCCGAAGAAGGAAGCUAACAGGUUUCUAGUUUCAUCGUUGUUUCGUGAUUUUCUUUCACCUUGUUUUGUGUAAUCGUAUGUGUGGCCAUCAAAUGAAAUAGUCAUAACUUCAAAUUGAGAAUUGU
Molecule: messenger RNA, 1683 nt
Organism: Selaginella moellendorffii
Lineage: Eukaryota; Viridiplantae; Streptophyta; Lycopodiopsida; Selaginellales; Selaginellaceae
Product: eukaryotic peptide chain release factor subunit 1-3
Exons: 3
Coding region: 113-1426 (437 amino acids)
Biological process (GO): cytoplasmic translational termination
Cellular component (GO): cytosol; translation release factor complex
Molecular function (GO): translation release factor activity, codon specific; sequence-specific mRNA binding
Source: RefSeq, a predicted model, not a curated record